This is a messenger RNA of Salvelinus namaycush (lake trout), 2895 nucleotides long. RefSeq names its product Y+L amino acid transporter 2-like. Lineage: Eukaryota; Metazoa; Chordata; Actinopteri; Salmoniformes; Salmonidae. Gene Ontology annotation, cellular component: membrane. Bases 357 to 1832 code for a protein of 491 amino acids. The transcript has 11 exons. Gene Ontology annotation, biological process: amino acid transmembrane transport. The record is from RefSeq and is a predicted model, not a curated record. Gene Ontology annotation, molecular function: L-amino acid transmembrane transporter activity; basic amino acid transmembrane transporter activity.
UGUAGUGAUGACGAAGAGGCAGCCAGCAACGAUAAUCAAACAUCCAGCAUUGAGUACGCUUGCACAUGGGUUUUCAGUCUCAUUGAAAGAAGCUCUCAAGAGUUCGAGUAAAGAACAGCGACUUGAAUCUGAGACGAGUUGAGCUGGGCCUCUCCUCUACGUCAUUUUAUUUACACUUCAGAGAGCGGAGAAGAAGGGAUUAAAAUCAGUGAGCCUUGUUGUCUUUAAAAUCAGCUGGACACAUGAUGACCAUCCGUUGAGAGCGUAAAACAUCGUGGCCUUGCUUGGUGACGUGCUGCUCCCUCUGUCCUUGUCCCUGUCUCCAGCCCUGCCUCCACCCCACCCGAACCAUCACCAUGGAGAUUAAGAAAGACGCCGACACCUUGUCGACUGGCUCCAUGCGUUUGAAGCAGGAGAUCUCCCUGCUCCACGGGGUCUGCCUCAUCGUGGGCAACAUGAUCGGCUCGGGCAUCUUCGUGUCUCCCAAAGGGGUUCUCCUCUACACAGGAUCCUUCGGCCUGUCACUGGUGGUGUGGGCCAUCGGCGGGGUCUUCUCCGUGUUCGGGGCUCUGUGCUACGCCGAGCUGGGAACCACCAUCCACAAGUCUGGGGCCAGUUACGCAUAUAUCCUGGAGUCCUUUGGAGGCUUUCUGGCUUUUAUUAGGCUGUGGACGUCCCUGAUGAUCGUGGAGCCAGCCUGCCAGGCUGUCAUAGCCCUCACCUUCUCUAACUACCUGGUGCAGCCCUUCUACCCCACCUGCACAGCCCCCUACGAUGCUGUGAGACUCAUAGCAGCAGCCAUCAUCGGUCUCCUGACGUGUGUGAACUGUAUGAAGGUGAAGUGGGGGGCCAUCCUCCAGGUGGUCUCUACAGUAGCUAAGGUCCUGGCUCUCAUCGUCAUCAUCAUCGCUGGGAUGGUCAAGCUGGGACAAGGCCAGACGCAGAACUUUGAGGAUUCGUUUAAGGGUUCUAAAGUGAACCCUGGGGACAUGGCCCUGGCUCUGUACGCUGCGCUCUACUCCUAUUCCGGCUGGGACACACUCAACUUCAUCACCGAGGAGAUUAAGAACCCGGAGAGGAACCUUCCGUUGGCCAUAGGGAUCUCAAUGCCCAUCGUCACGGUGAUCUACAUCCUGACUAACGUUGCCUACUACACCGUGAUGAAUGCUGAAACCGUGCUGGCCAGUGAGGCUGUGGCUGUGACGUUUGCUGAUGAGAUGCUGGGCUGGGCUCGGUGGCUGAUCCCCCUGUCAGUGGCCAUCUCCUGUUACGGAGGACUCAACUCCUCCAUCAUCGCUGCCUCCAGGCUGUUCUUCGUGGGCUCCAGGGAGGGUCAUUUACCCAACGUCCUCUGCAUGAUCCACGUCAAGCGCUACACUCCCAUCCCAGCCCUGCUCUUCAACGGUGGCAUGUCUCUGAUCUACCUGUGUGUGAAGGACGUGUUCCAGCUCAUCAACUACUUCAGCUUUAACUACUGGCUGUUCAUCGGUCUCUCCAUCGCCAGCCAGAUCUACCUCCGGGUCAAAGCUCCGGACAUGCACCGGCCCAUCAAGCUCUCCCUCUUCUUCCCCAUAGUGUACUGUCUAUGCAGUGUGUUCCUGGUGGUAGUACCUCUCUACAGUGAUACCAUCAACUCUCUGGUGGGUAUCGGCGUGGCUCUGUCUGGAGCGCCAGUCUACUAUAUCUGUAUCCACCUGCCCCCCUCCUCCAGACCUGCCUUCCUGGGCAGGAUGCUCGACACGAUCUCCCUGAACACCCAGAAGCUGUGUCUGUGCUGUGUGGUCUCACCUGACAUAGACCUGGACAACAUCCCUGAGGAGAAGCUGGAGUAAAGGAAGGAGAGAGACACUAAGCCAUAGGUGGAACAUACAGGCCACCGCCGCCUCCACGACACAAGGCUUAUCGAUGAAGCAGUUUUUUUCUUUUUUCUACCAGGCCUUGACUUUUUAAAAAUUGAUGUGAAUUGAUUUCCUAUGGGACUGCACAGUGAGUGUGUUGUAUUCAGUGCUAUGGUUGGCAUGAGGAAAGCCACUUUCUUGUGCUGGUGACCUGCCACAUGCAAAACAGCACAAUGUAGUUCACUCCUACUUGUUACACCUAUGGACACUGUCAAUUAUGGAAGUUGAACCAUUCAAAAAAAGCAAGAAAUCCAAAUGGAGAUUUCAACAGGACCUCCUACUGACCAUUUAGGACCGCCUACUGACCAUUUAGGACCUCCUACUGACCAUUUAGGACCUCCUACUGACCAUUUAGGACCUCCUACUGACCAUUUAGGACCUCCUACUGACCAUUUAGGACCGCCUACUGACCAUUUAGGACCUCCUACUGACCAUUUAGGACCGCCUACUGACCAUUUAGGACCGCCUACUGACCAUUUAGGACCGCCUACUGACCAAAGAUUGUUUUUGAAGUUAGUGGAGAUUGAAGUGUUUGUUGCUUUGUCUAGAUAUUGAAUGAGUUGGAUAUUAAUGUCAUGAUUUUUAUUUUUUAAAGUUGGGAGUGGUUAAUCGAAGAUACCUGUUCUGACCCAACUUUACUUUCCUUCGGCCAUGUGUGUGUGCUCGCAAAUUGCUUAUCAAUGACCUGUCUUUGACAGUUUUAGGUCCGUACUCUCCUAUACAAGGGUCGCUGAAGGUUAUUCCAUCCACUUAGUGAUGGUGUCAAGUGACUUUGACACAUUUACAUAAAAUGUAAAUGUAAUAUGUACUGUAUGGAAACUGGCAUGGGUUUGAGCCAUUAUGGAGUUGAAGUAAUGUUUAUUGGUGAACCGACUGAAUUAGAACAAAAUGGUUCCUAUUUGGUUCUUUAGUUGUCUCUACCAAGCUAAGCUAUUCUCCCUGAUAACUCGCUCAGUCCCAUGACAAUAGAUUGCUGUUGCUGUUUUGUUGCCUUUUC